CUUCAGGAGCUUCAUAUCAAGUCCUUCACCUAUAUCACUUCUGGAGAGAACAUGACUGGAUCCUGGAGAAUAUUUCUGCUCUGUAGUCUCCUGCAAGAUGCUGGGUGCAACACUGCAAAAUACCCAGGGGUAUUUGCUGCACCUCGUUUGAUGACCCCCAAGGAGCCGGUGGUGGAGGGGACUCCUGUGGAGCUGGGGUGCUCUGCCCCGUCCUACUGUGACACCCACCCCCCCACUGUGAUGUGGACCCCCGCCCUGGGGCUCAGCACCCAGCUCCAGCAGAACGAUAACGUGACCUCCACUCUGACCUUCAACGCCUCCCACCUCCACCAUGGAAACAAUGUCUCCUGCACUGCGGCCUACUACAUACCAUCUGGGAACAAAACUGUGACGUCUACAAGAUACCAACUCAGUAUCUCAUAUGCCCCCAGGAACACCUCUGUUGUCUGCAGCGCGUGUCUUCCAGCCAGAGAGGGAGGCUGCCUGAACCUGACCUGCACCAGUCAUGCUAACCCUGCUGUCAGCGAGGUCACCUGGUACCGAAUACACGGAGAACACAUCCUUAAGAUUGGGAGUGGAUCUUCUCUGUCCACCCAGCUGUUGAGCAACAAUAACUGGUUCUUCUGUGUAGUCAGGAAUGACAUUGGCAUUGAAACAUCUAAUAUCUACAAGAUCGACAUUCAAGACGUGGUGCUGUGCAUUUUCAAAUCUGCUGUGAUGUUCGUGGGAUUAGUGUCCGUGGUCGUCUGUAUUAUAAGAACUCGGAAAGUGAGUGAGGAGACGCGGUCCUUUAACGCUGCCACUGUGAAGCGAGCCCCCCCAGACGAGGAGGAGUCCCAGGUCGUCUUCGGAGGUGAGGAGGACAUCUACGUUAACAGCGGGAUGCAGAUGAACCCGGUUGGACCGAGAGAGGAGCCGGUUGGACCGAGAGAGGAGGCUGUUCUGAGAGCCGGUUCCCCAGUCUCAACGCACCGUGAUGCAGCCUCCUCCCGCCUGAUAGGCCCUGCAGGCUCCCACCCAGGACGACCGGUCUCUAGGGAGCUCACUGAAGAUACUCAAACCUGGAAGAUGGGUGAGGAAACGCGGUCCUUUUAUACUGCCACUGUGAAGCGAGCCCCCCCAGACGAGGACGAGUCCCAGGUCGUCUUCGGAGGUGAGGAGGACGUGUACAUUAACAGCGGGAUGCAGAUGAACCCGGUUGGGCCGAGAGAGGAGGCUGUUCUGAGAGCCGGUUCCCCAGUCUCAACGCACCGUGAUGCAGCCUCCUCCCGCCUGAUAGACCCUGCAGGCUCCCACCCAGGACGACCGGUCUCUAGGGAGCUCACUGAAGAUACUCAAACUCGGAAAAUGGGUGAGGAGACGCGGUCCUUUAACGCUGCCACUGUGAAGCGAGCCCCCCCAGACGAGGAGGAGUCCCAGGUCGUCAUCAGAGGUGAGGAGGACGUCUACGUUAACAGCGGGAUGCAGAUGAACCCGGUUGGGCAGAGAGAGGAGCUUGUUGGACCGAGAGAGGAGGCUGUUCUGAGAGCCGGUUCCCCAGUCUCAACGCACCGUGAUGCAGCCUCCUCCCGCCAGAUAGGCCCUGCAGUCCCCUACCCAGGACGACCGGUCUCUAGGGAGCUGACUGAAGAUACUCAGUAAACACCUGAUGAUGACCAAGUAUUUCCUCCAAUAGAUUUUUUUAAAGUAUGUAUAUGGCUUUAUAGUUUUAAUAUAGAUUACAAGACU
Messenger RNA from Gadus macrocephalus (Pacific cod), 1728 nucleotides. RefSeq lists its product as uncharacterized. The record is from RefSeq and is a predicted model, not a curated record. Lineage: Eukaryota; Metazoa; Chordata; Actinopteri; Gadiformes; Gadidae. The transcript has 12 exons. Bases 52 to 1641 code for a protein of 529 amino acids.